Messenger RNA from Pomacea canaliculata, 1862 nucleotides. RefSeq lists its product as uncharacterized. The record is from RefSeq and is a predicted model, not a curated record. The coding region runs from base 360 to 1862 and encodes 500 amino acids. NCBI's taxonomy places the organism in Eukaryota, Metazoa, Mollusca, Gastropoda, Architaenioglossa, Ampullariidae. The transcript has 8 exons.
GGCGACAUUGUACAAGUUUAGAGAGCUAUAAAUAGUUUGCCCCUACAUCCGAGUGGGACACAACCAGGCGAUGUCAGCAUCCUGACGAGAGCUGCAGUGGUGACGAUGUGCGAUGCUGGCUGAGGCUAAAACCGUCUGCCGCCCUCACAUCACGUGACUCAGUCCUCGCAGUCCUCGUUUUGUAUAGUUUUCUAUUUAUUGACAGUCGUGCUCUGUUUUCUACCACAGAAUCAUGGCAUUUCUCUCUACCUUCAGCCUUCCGUUGCUUGUCACCAUGCUCUGAUACUUCACACACUGAGAAUGAUUACAGACCUGUUUACUAAGCUUCAGUGUGACGUCACAUAAGCCAACUGUCAACAAUGUCUGGUCAUCAGCCGUCUUAUCCACAAAAGGGACAGCGCCCUAAGGGAAGAGGAGGCAAACAACAUUCUACAGGUCGUGGCCGGGUGGAAGUUUACCUACACACAGUGACUGACCAACAGGCUGAGCUACUUGCUGACACAGCGAACACACGUCCUCUGGAAAAGGUGAAGAAGACGUCAGGAGCUGAUGUAAACUUUGACCCCAACCCCUCACCUGUACCAGGUAUGAAGGUUCUCAUCAUCCGCGGUGAUGCUUCUCAGAUCAAAGCAGCAGUUAGUCUCAUCAAUCAGAAGACUGGCUCAAAGGAACCAUUACCAGACCAGGCCCAGACAUUCUGGCUACAGUGGGUUGAGGCCGCGUUCCCUCAUCUCGACUCUCGCGCCUACUUCCUGCCUCCUGUCUACGUCAACCGCGUGCCCAUGACUAGACAGUCGGUAGCUGGUCAGGAGGUUCUGGUCCUACAGUCAGGUCAGACAAGUCAGUCAGGUCACACAGGUCAGUCAGGUCACACAGGUCAGACGGCGAUGAUUCCAUCAGCUGCUGCUUCCAUUCCUCAGCCACCUCGCGUUCAGGACAGUGACCUCAGAGACGAUGCAGCCAUGCAACGGGUGCUCUACUGUCUCCAGAAAUUGUGUGAAGACAACAAAGAAGUCAUGGUUGGACUGACUCAGCUUCAGUUCGGCGACUACCUGGGGGAACCUUGUUACACUGCUGCAGCUGCACAGCUCCCCCUAGCGGCCAACCUCACAUCUGCACUGCCACGAAACUGGAAACAGGGCGACUUUGAUGUGCUUCUCAUUCACCGACAUUUCGGUUUAGUCACGUGCGAGGUGAAGGCCUUUGGUGACAACACACAGGCACUGAAUAUGUCGAAGGACGAUAAAGAAAAAAACAUCAGAAAAAAGCUCAAAGAAGCCGUGUUACAGGUGGACAAGGCGGAGGCCAUGUUGUCUCACCUGGUGUCCGACAUCGCUCCCGGUCUGCCCGUCACUAAGGUCAUCGCCUUCCCCAACCUCACAACUCGUCAAAUACAACAGGCCAUCUCCGGUGACAACCUCCUCAUUCAGGUUUCAGACCUGUGUCAGUGUCUGGGAGCAAGUGAUCCCGCCGACAUCCCAGAGAAUUUCACGACAACAGCCACGACCGUUACCUCCACCAACAACGGCACAACACCGCCCUGCCUACAGUGGAGAGACGUGCUGCUGUUGUACAGGGGUAUGAAGAGUAACGACUCGGGUCUGAUGAAGGGACUUACAGAAGCGGGUAUCCCAGUGCAGGUGAUGAAUGACGAUGAUAUUGAGGACGUGGCUACGGCCCGCAGUGACGUGGUGUGGGGGACGGAUGGACUUCGUAAGCAGUGUGGCGAAGGAGCAACGGUAAUUACGGGCUGCAGCAGGCAAAGUGACGAGCGAUGCAUCGCCCUGACCAGCUGCCAUGUGGAUGUAAAGCAGCAAGAGGAAGAGGACGAUGAAGAGGAAGAGGACACUGACGUCGUCUAA